Messenger RNA from Hypoxylon trugodes, 959 nucleotides. RefSeq lists its product as uncharacterized. The record is from RefSeq and is a predicted model, not a curated record. Lineage: Eukaryota; Fungi; Ascomycota; Sordariomycetes; Xylariales; Hypoxylaceae. Bases 264 to 893 code for a protein of 209 amino acids. The transcript is spliced from 3 exons.
AUUUCGCCGUUUUCUUUUCGGCGAUAAAUCUUCUAUGCAAUAUUCGGAGAUACAAUUGGCAGCAUCGGAAUAUUAUAAUGGAAUUGAGCUGGAUGAUGGUUCGAUUCAUAAGUCCGUUACUGAUCAAACUAGAAUUUUUUCCGGAAAGAAGAAAUGCAGGUGUCUAUAUAAAUUCAAAAGGUCGAUGGAUUCUUAACUCAUAAGUAAGUGUGUUAGCAGCAAGAUUACUCGCUCAUUGUGACUUACACCAUACAAUUAUCACCAUGGCAGUUGUUGAAAUCGUCCUCCCUCAAAUUAAAAAGGAUCCCGAAUCCGCUAAGGGAGCAGUCGGGGUUUACCCAUUCGCAUUUAAUGCCUUCAAGAACGGAGGUGUUAUACGAGGACUUCAAGGACGAAUCGUCUCUGAAGAUGGCAAAGACACGAGUUCAGACUCUAGAGGGCUCCUAGUUCUCGAAUGGCCAGAAGUAUCUACGUUUCAAUCCUUCAUUCAAUCUCCAGCAUUUGCCGAAUUCGCCGGCGCGAUGAAACCUUUCUCAAGCGGCCCUCCAGAUCUAAGCGUCUUUGAGACAAAUCCCGCUUCCCACCUCUUUGGUACACAUCCCGUUCUGGAAGUUUUGGUGAUCCGUCCCAAGAAUCCGUCGAAUGAGAGUGAAGUACAGACAAUUUUGAAGAAGAUCCAGUCCAACUCUACGAAAAGCAGUGACACCAAUGCUGUAUAUGGAAGCACCGUGAAUCUUCCCGAGAAGAGGGUCGGCGUUCUUAGGAUAUUUGCGAAUAAGGAGGAACUCGCUGACCCGAAGAAUGCCUCAUUACGCCAAGACAUUAAGAGCGAAAUCGGAAGUCUAGCUGAUAUAACUCAACUUGUCGCAGAGGUCAAAUCAAUCCCUCUAUGAAUGCGCCAUGCGUACUUCCAGCAACAUCAGACACAUCCUAGGAUAGCCCAACUCCCCUCUGUAUAG